AUGUCUGACGAGUUCGCCGAGGAGGCGUCGAUAAUGAUGGAGAAUGCCGAACUUAACUUUGCGGCGGAACAUAACGGGCAUUAUGAACGUGGGCCAAGUAAGUUCAUGGUUAAAGUGUAGUAAAAGAAUCAAAAUUUGAAUUCGUUUGAUAGUUUUUUGAUUAUACAAAAUAUUUUAAUGGAUCGCUUUAGUGACGCCUCCAGAAGUUACCGAGCCGUCUACUUCGGUGUUAAAUGGUCCGCCAACAGAAGAAGAAGGUACAGAAACCUUCAUUGAGACAGAGUCUGCUGUGGUAGUGACAGAGAAGUCGGUACUCGAAAGUGAUGGAGAGAUAUCGUCGAACUCUGACAAAGAAUCCGUCAAGCUUUCCCCAAAGCCGAAGAAGCGAAAGCAUUCACAAACUAAUGGCGAGUACACUGGGAAGACCGAAAACGGGAACAAGUUUAAGCCGAGGUAAGCUUAUUCUCUUAUGUUAUUUUAGUUUUAGUGAUAAUCUACCGAUAAAAUCACGAUAUGAGCCAGUAAUUGAAACCGAGAACCGACUAUCUCAUCCUCUGGUCAAUGCAGUGAGCCACGUGAAGAACAUGCCUUAUCCGAUGGCUUUUGACUUUUUAUUGACCAUUCCCUUGGCAGAUGUUGCUCACCUGAAUUUAGAAGAAGCUUUAGAAGUGUUGGAUGCCAUGAAGCAAUUUAACGAUCGGCGGUUACAGACUAGUGAGAAUCGUGUUCAGCUAACGAAUGAAGUGAGACAAAUAUGUGAUCAGGAGAUUCAAUUACUGACUGACCUAGAACAUUUGAUGACACAGGAGGAACGUCUCAAGCUCGAACAACUACGGAACUGUCCGAUGAGUAUGGACGAAGUUCUACCUUUGAAAGUUGAGCUUGGUGGGUGUUUCGCUUCAUUUUAUUUUUUAAAAAUCAAUGAAACUACUAUUAUUUCUAUCAGUUUUUACAUUUAUUUUUUAGCUUUAAGUAAUAAACACGUUUUUUCAGAGCCAUCUGAUGUAAAUGUGCAGACAGGAUCGAUUAAACUGUCGGCGGUUGACCUGUUACCUCCGCCGGAUACACCGUUCAUUGGCAAAGUAGAUCCUAUUUGGGAGCCAUUAGCCAAACAUAUUCCGAUGGAGUUGAGAGGAUUCAUGCCACCUACCGAACAAAGAGUAUGUUUAUCUUCUACGCCUUUUACUGUUUUAACUGAAUCUAAAAACGGUUUUUUUUCAGAAUAAGAAACCAGAGAUCAUUCAUCCCUUACCUGGUAAUUCGGAGCCAGUUCCUAAUGUUGUACAACCUUCACACGAGCAUGUUCUUUCCAGUAAGCAGCAGCAAGCUGUGAAAUAUGACAAACCGCCACCAAAUUUGGAAGUACCACCUCCAAACUUAAGCCAACCACCUCCAUCAAUGCCUACUGUAAGUUGUGCAUUACAAUACCAGUUGUGUUAGUGUAAUAUUAAUAAAAUUAUUUUGCAAAAUUUCCUUAUACUUUCUGAUACCUUCAGGCCGUUCCGCCAGCAGUAGACACAUCCGUUCCUCCCCCUAGUUUGUAUAGGCCACCUCCAGAAGUCCCUUCUUCUAUACCAUCAACAAACUCAGGCGCUAUUUCACCAAUGUCAGCGUUAAGACAGAGUAUAAAGCCAUCUCUUCUGAAUACGCUUGUGAACACUUCUCUUCCGCCACCUAACCUGAACGUCCCCCCUCCAAAUCUUUCACUCCCACCUCCCAAUCUAAAUCUACCACCACCUAAUGUACAGGUUCCUCCUCCAUCCCACAACAUAAUCCAUUCUUUGAAUGUACCACUACCAGUUGUUGAUAUACCUAAAGUGGCCUCGUUAACAUCACAACCUCCACCUGUAGCAGCUGGCGGAAGCCCUAUUAACUUCACUGUCCCUCCACCGACCGUCAAACCACAAGGAGGGAAGAUAGUGCCGUUGAUGUCAAUCGCACAUCCGCCAGGCUUUGUGCCGAGGAUACAUCCAGGACAACAAGGGCGGAAACAGAAGAAGAAUAAACCUUCUUCAUCCUCAACUCCAACACAAGGAAUCUCUUCCCCUUCGGUAGCUGAAUCUCAAAAGCCCGAGAAAGUCGACUCGGACCCGGUAGCCCCAGCAGUUGCAGCAUCAGGAGUCAGCUUGCCUGAUACAAACAAGGAGUCUGAAACAGAAAACUCUGAAGUAGUUAUAAAAGGUCCUGAAACAGCAGUUACUGACAUUGCAGUUGUUAACGGAGACCAGGCAAACGCGGAAGCCGGGGAAUUGUAA
Molecule: messenger RNA, 2255 nt
Organism: Bursaphelenchus okinawaensis
Lineage: Eukaryota; Metazoa; Nematoda; Chromadorea; Rhabditida; Aphelenchoididae
Source: the annotation of a GenBank genome assembly